UUAGUACCUUCAUCAUAAAUAUGAUCUUGAAGUUGUAUUUAUUGAUACCAUCCAUUAUCAGCCUUUAUUAUUAAAAACCAAAGUCUGAGCAGAAAGCAUAGAAUCAUUGUGUUAACCAUUCUAUAUUCAUGUGGGAAACGAUCUAUGGCUAAGUACUUACUUUAAUUGCCAUGUACUGGCUUCCAUAUCUGCAAUCUCACCUAAAACAUACUUGAGUCCUUCAUCCUCUAUGUUGCCUACACAAGUUGAUAGAGUGUAGUCGCAACUAUAAAAACUGUCAUACAGACAUACAGAAAUUGCAGAACUCUAUUGCUUCUAUUCAAUCAUUCAUUAUCAAUAAGUUUUUACAUGAUGAGGAAUUUAUAUGGAAUUCUCCUGAUUACAAAUGAUACUAUGUAUGUGAUACUAAGUUCUGCAAGUAACUACAAUCAUUAACCCCUUAACAUUUCUUCAGUAGUAACUAGUAAUUAUUAAAUGAUUUUCCUCAGAUAAUUCCUGAAUCCUAGGAAGUUGCAAAUUUUUAUACAUGCAAUGUAUUGGUGCAAUUACAAUAUUAAAAAUGUUUACAACUAUUGAAAACACAAAUGCUGAAGAGUGAAUUUUUUGGGAUGGCAACCUUAAGGCUUAUACAGACCUCUGCAUACCUUGGUGCAUUUACAUGUUAAAAAUGCAUAUACACUCUAUAACUGAGAUAUCUUGUGAAUAUCUGCACUCAAUUCCUUUGGUGGGCAGCAAAUUUAUAAUAUUUAUUUCAUAAAUUUGAAAAAUCUCCAUCAGCCCUCAUCUGCCUUGAUGAAUUGUCAGUCUGUCACAUCAUACUUCAUACCAGUGAAUUCCAAGCACAAUUACCAUUGUUUCCUCUGAUAUUACCUUCUGCCAUGCUCAUUUAGCUCAAAACUUAUGGCAACAAGUCUGGCAUGCUUGUCCACAUCAUUCACCUGACAUUCUGGUCACAGCACCCUUUUAUUCAACAACCACCGUGAUGGGCAUCCCUUCAACACCAGAUAAUUGUCACCUUAGAAUGCCUCAUGGGAGUAUGUGCAGACAUGGUAUGAUAAAAGGAUAAUUAUAGAAAAUGUAUCAGAAUGAGUGCAGGUAUAGAUAGGAUAGGGGCAAACUUAUGCUUGAACGAGUUUAAAUAGGAAGGAGUGAUCAUUUGGGGAAUAAGUCCAACUUUACAUAAAGCAUUCCAUCAAGAUAGUCCAACAUUAAAUCUGAAUUGACAUAUGUCAAAUUAACCAUUAUAAUUAUGUUCACUUCUCAUUCUUCUUUAUAUAAAUGUAUUUAAGAUAUAUAUGUUAGUACUUAAAAUUUUUUUUUUUAAUAAAUUGAUUUAUCUAGAUCAGUUAUGAAUUUUUUUAUUUCUUAAAAAAUUUUAUUACUUUAAAAUCAUCAUUGUUUUAGAUUUUAUUCACUUAUGGAUGUUUUUUCUCUUGUUUCAAAGAAAGAUUAGAUAGAUAGAGAGACACAAGAUAGAUCAUAUAUAUCUUUUAGAUAGAUGCAUUUACGAUAUUUAUGUUCACUAUAAACUAAAAGGGGCAAAACUUUAUUCAAAUUCAAAAAGAUUACACAGUAUUACACCACCCUGUCAUGUUCCAUUAAGUUAGAUACAUAUGAAACAAUGCGAGAGACAACUGUCCCCGAUCCAUAAUAUUCAAAUUCUGCAUUGAUCAGAAACCCAUUUAUCAUUUAUGAUUUUUUUUUCUUUUAUAUAUAUCUAUACAAACAGAUAAAUGAAUGAACAGAUAAAUGAAUGGACAAAUGAAUAGAAAGAAAGAUAGAUAGAGAUAAACAGACCAACAUAUGGAUAAAUAAAUAGAAUAAAGAAUACAACAACAAUGAGAAGCAAGGGAGACCAAUAAAAAAACCAUUACAAGGAGGUCUCAUCAUGGGGAUGAUUAGAAAACGGCAAACAAUAGCUUUUGAGUAGGGAGCUGAGAUGCCUUCAUUAGCUUUCCUGGGAAUGUCUCUAGACUCUAAAAUAUUUAGCGUCAAACAGAUCAAUCCAAAUUUUAGUUCUUUCAUGAAUAAUCUGGGGUUGAACCUAACAGAAGCUUUUUGGUUUUUUCAAAGUGGAGAUGGGAAAGUUUUGAAUCUCCGUAAUCAGCGAGCUACAUCAAAGUAGCUUUGAAUGCGAUUUGAAGUCCGAAUUCACAGGUCAAUAGCUUAGAAAUAUUGUUAGUAGCCUUCCCAGUGUUGAUGCAGAAAGCAACGAGAUUAGAUUUUUAGAUGCCCCAUCAAUGAAGAGAACAAGAAAGGAUAAAUGCAGAGAGCAAGCGGGUGCAGUAGGAAAACUGGCUAGAGAAUAUUUGAAAGAUGCUAGCAAUUAAUGAUAUACAUUUCAGCAGCAAAAGGACUAUUUGAAAUCGCUUUUUACUUAAAAUGAACUUUGGCAUUGAACGUGAUAUCAGGUUUUAUUUUGAGAUCAAUGAUGUGGUUGCCAGAAGACUUGUCACUAAAUAUUCUUUGAUUUCUAUCCUGUCAAAUGUGCCAAACACAAAACAAGGAGGUGGUGUUCCAUAGAUGUGUAAAUAGAGGCUUCUGAGAAAAACUGCCAAUUUAAUGGUUGCUGCAAGUGAUAAGAUAGUUCUUGGCAUUUAGAUUGAUACAAAGAGAAAUGCCCAUACCCUUGGUGGGAGAGAUCUAAAUUUGAGUAGUAGAAGAGCAAUCAAAAAAUAAGUGAGUUAGGGUCUCAACACUUUCAAAACACCUGUAACAUGUGAGGUUCCAGAAUUUCACUUGGAAGAUUGUUGCCACUCAGAAUACAAUGUCGGCAAAUAAGCCACUAACUCAUAAGGAGUGAAAGACAUUCAUCAAAUACAGUGCAAAGAUUUGUUUUGUGGGACUUGAGACCAUAAGAAAGAAGUACCAGCACUAACUGUUUAACAACCAACGGAGUUGAGACCUCCCCAAGUUAAUUUAUCGUCCUCAUUAGUAGCCAAAGGCCUCAGUGCAGAAAAUUGUUGCUGAAUUUUUAGCCAAAGAACCUAGUUAGGUUGAGGAAGACCAUGAAUGUUUUCCCAAGAAGGAAGGCAGUCAUCCCAUUUAACAGGCUAGGCAUGUUGGAUCACUUGGAGAUUUUGGAAGGAAAGAAUAAGAUUAGGAGGCAAAAGACUAGGUGGGGCUGCAUUACUAAGGAUGGAAUUUCCCAACACUAUAUUCUGACCAUUACUUGGUAGCCAAGAAAUUUUCUCAUGGAGAAUAUCAGAAGAUGAGCAGAUCAAAAUGCCAAAUUCUUGAAUUGCCUUUAACUGGAGAGAGGUUCUUGAGAAGCUCAAACCAGUAGUGACAAUUUCCAUAGGUAUGAAUACUAUUCCUUUCCAGAGGUAGAGGGGAGGGGUAAUGAAGCCCACAUCUGACGCCCAGAUAUCUUUGACUUUUGUUCUUGAUUAUUGGGAAAAUGAAGAUUUACAUUUUAUAAUAAAAUCAUUUUAGUCACUUAAUAUGAGAUUUAAUGAAUAAUUUGUUGGAAGAUAGUUUAGGAAGCUGUAGGGAUGUUACAAGAAUGUAAUACUUUAGAAGAAUAUGAACAUUUUAUAGUAAGAUUGACCAGAACUUAAAAAUUAUUAUCGUUCUGUAUUUGUUCUUAUAGAAAUGUGGCUGCCCUUUAUUUUCCCAUUAUGGUAUGACAGCAACAGGAAGAUGGGGCAUGGGUUUUUUUUUUCUUAGUUCUCUGCAUUUUUCAGUAAUGUUGCUGCCCAUGAGACCAAAGAUAUGCAACCAUAAGUGUUUUUGCCAAAGUUGGCAAAGAAAUUGUUUAAAGCUGUUCAGCAGGCUCGCAGCCAUAAAAGGUAGAUCGAAGUCCUUGAUUUUCUAAAAGAAUCCGCCUGGUCAAGAAAUCCACGGCUUAAAGGAAGAAGUACUUAUAGUAUGUUAUGCUGCCGCUAAAGCAAGUCGGAGAGAAAAGACGAUUAGACAGGCUGCUUUGUUUUUUUUUUUGUUCGGGGAUGUAUAAAACUGUUAAAAUGAUGCGAAGUCGAUAAAAGAUGACGUUCUCCUUUAAUUACAUGAGAAAGGUGUAAAGUUGAUUAUUAGUAUUUGGAAAUUAAUUUGAGGAUGUAAGAAAGUGUAGUUCGGAAGCUUGCAAGAAAAGGUAUUUAUAUCAAAUUUUGAUAUUUUGAAUGGAGAAAUUAUAUUUUCUUGUUAGGCAUUGUAGACACUUAAAUUUGACUAAUCAAUUUAAUCAAAUUUAUUUCUUUUAGUCAUUUAAUUAAUUAAAUAUCUUAAUUAAUUAAGCCUAUCAUUUGAAUUAAUUAAUCUAAUUAGUUAACUCUCCCUUUCCACUCUCUUGAAUUAAUUAAUCUAAUUAAUUAAUUCACCCCUUCCAAUCUCUUAAAUUAAUUAAUCUAAUUAAUUAAUUCUCUUUCUAUUCCAUGAAUUAAUUUUAAUUAAUUCCCCUUUUCAUCCCUUUUAUUUGAAUUAAUAAAAUUCAAAUAUUCCCUAUUGAUCACAUGUCUCCUAACUUCUAACCACCUAACUAACCCCCUUCUAACCUAAUCUCCAAUCUAAACCUUGGGUUCUAACCAACCCUAUCCUCCCAAACCAACCUUAUCCCAACCAAUCCCACCCUCCUAACUAAUCUUAUCCAAACCUCCCCUCACAUGUGCCUGUGCACACAUAAUCCCUUAAUUUCUUUAAUAUUAGGAAAUUGAUCUUAUUUUGGGUGGCUAUUUCUUUUUAGAGAAGUUAAGUAUUGUAUGUAUUUUUGUGUAUCUAAAAUCACUAAACAAAUUCUCUUUAAAAGUAAUUGUUAUCCAAUCCAACCUUUGAUAUAUAUUUUUUUGUUGACUAUAAUUAUUGUCUAUAUGUGCUUUUUUAAUUAUUUUUAAAUAUAAACUAUAAUAUUAUGUAGGUAUUGUGGUUACUUGAAUGUUGCUUCAUUUAAAUAUUUUUGUUUAAAAAUAAGAUUGAUUAGUAAAUCUUUGUACAUUAAAAAAUAGAGUUUACAAGUAGAAAAUAAUAUAAACAUUAAUUAAGUGAAAAUAAAAUAAUAUUGAAGCAAAGUUUAAAUAUUUAAAAUCAAAUAAGAUCAAUACUAGAGAUACAUUUUAAUUUUCAUUUUAUAUUAUCUAGAUAACAUUAAUAAUAAAAAAAAUUAUACUUAAAUUACAAACUUUAAUAUUGUCUUCCGUGUUGAACCUUAGAUGCUAUUAGCAUAUACCUAUAUCAGAAUAUGCCAAUAUAUGUCUUUAUCAACUUCAAUAUAUGUCAGAAUAUGCCAAUAUAUGUCUUUAUCAACAUGGUAUUUCCUUCGAAAUCAACGAAGAGGUGAUCGCUCAGGCGACAGGUCUAUUUCAGAUACCACCAGCCUGAACCAGUUUUUCCAUGAGGGGGAGAACCCUGUGAAGAGGGCGAGCGACUUCAGCCGGGAGGAGCUUCCGUCGCCUUGGGACGAGGUCUGCUACAUCAUAAUGAAAUAUUUCACCCUUGAAGGACGGUAUGGGUUCUUCUACUAUUAUCACCUUCCUUUCCUUAACCAUCUUAAGAAUAAAGAUCUUAUCUCCAUUCCUUUUUUUUUGCUGCGCUCUUUGGACUAUAAUGUUAAAGAUAUUGCGGAGGCUAAGAAAAAAGGCAAGGAAUUUCCUAUUCUGCACCAAGGUCUUAUCCUCCGCCUCUACAAUUUCCACUUGGCCCUUUGCCCCUCCCGCAUGAUUUCUGUCCAAAAUGUGCUUGGAAACCAACCCCUAGCCAUUACUACUGAUAAACCCGACAUAAGCCCUCCUCCGCUGCUUGAAAUUGGCUCUUGCAGUAAGAAGAAUAAAAAGCACCAUUCAAAGGAUGCUAAAACCCCUAAGAAAGUUAGAAUUCAGGAAAUUGACUCUGAUGUGGAGAUUACAGAUGAGACUAACACUCCCCGUCGCUCUGUGAGAUUGACUUCCGAACCCCCUGAGAAAUCCUUAAGGGACCCCUCCUCAAUCCAUGAAAUUGGGAAUUCCAUCCCUUCUGACAAUGUGGCCCCGUUUCAGUCUACUUCGACCCCCCACUCUGCCAGCUCCACCCACGCUUCUGAGAGUCCAAAAAAUUCCAUGAGUCCGAAGGCCGGCUCCAAAUCCUAGACCAACUCUUCGUCCCCUACUCUCAGGUUCCAAAAGAUGAUGGUGGUGGAGGAAGUGAGUAGCAUAAAGGAGGAAGAGGACAACAAUCUAGCAGAAUUGGGUAAGAAAGUGGAGGGUAUGUUUGAAAACUUGCAGGAAAUCACCAACAUAAUGGAGGCCAUUGAGAACAAGCUGUAGGACGUCUCCAGGUUUGCUCUGAAUGUUAUGCACUACUCGACGACCACUUUGUGUCUUCUGCAGGAAAGCACAAUCAAAGGCAAAGGAAAGGAAAGGAGGACGAAGACUGCAGGAACCUCUUCAAAUUCCUCACCAAGGAAUAGGCUAGAAAGCUCCUCCCCAAGAGGAGCCAUGGAAAAAAGAAAUAGUUAUCUUCUAUGGUUUGGAUCUCUGGUUUUUUGUUCGGCCCUAGUGGCCUAUCGGCUUAUAGUUUUAGUUUCUGGUUAUGCUUGAGCUUAACUAUUUGUUGCCCUAUGUGGCACACUUUUAUUAACUUUUAUUUACCUGGUUAAUAUGCAUAGAAUGAUGAAAUUUUCUGAUAGAGGAAAAGUUUAGGGGGAUGCUGCUCUAUUGAUAGUUGGCUUGCCACUAUUUUUCUUGUUCUAUACCUAGAUGAGCCCCUUUUGGCUGCUUUUUAAUAUAAAAAACAUCCAUUUAAUUUUCCCUAUUCUACUUAAAAAUAUAAUGCAGAUUAAAAAGACAUCUCUAACGUAAUAUUAACUAAUAUCAUAUCGGCAAAUUAUGUAGAAAUAAAUAUAAAAUCAACGGAAUAUAGAAAACAAAAAAUUAAAGAAUACGAGAAUCUGUCUUUACAUGGUGAAAAUAUCUAGGAGACGAUUAUUGCAGUCUGCUAGUUGCGUCCCAAUAAAUGGUAAACAACAGUGAAACUCUGACAGCUCAGAUAAAUUUAAUCGCUUUGCAUUCUGUUCAGGUGAUAUAAGCUGAAAUUUAUUCGCUCCCUUCCUUUGAGGGAACCCACUUCAUGUUUAAUUACAUGAAUCUAAGUUGAAUAGGACGUUUGUGCUUGGAAUCAACAAGCUUGUCACUUUGUUUUGUAUAAUUUCUAUCUUUUAAGGGUUUUGUCCAAGCUCAGAUUAUCCAAAAUGAUUCCGGGGCACUCAAAACUGUGGCAAGAGCUUGAUGCUACAGUCCAGCUUUCUGCCGAAGAAGUCUUCAAAGAGUAGCCUCGGGCACUAGGUAAUGGGAAUUGCAGAGGGAACAACUCAACUUAAUACAGGAGCCCUGAUUCCCCUAAUUGGGUUGGGGACUGCAACCAGAAAUCUGAAUGAUGAGGAGAUUAAAGCUGCUGUGACUACUGCUCUCCAGGUGGGUUAUAGACACUUUGACACAGCAAGCUUUUACGGUACAGAACAUGCUCUACGAGAAGCUCUUAAUUCAUCUUUCUGGAGUGGGAUUGUCAACAGAGAAGAUGUUUUUGUUACCUCCAAAUUAGGGAACACUGAACACGAUGACCCAAUUGCUGCAAUCAAGAAUAGUUUGAAGAGUUUACAACUGGAGUAUGUGGAUCUGUACCUUAUCCAUUGGCCUGUCAAGAUGAGAACACGUAUUCUAUUUUCCCAGCCAAAAGAAGAAGACUUCUUGCCAUUAGAUAUAAAGUCCACUUGGUAGGGAAUGGAGCAGUGCAUGAAGACGGGGCUUACCAAAGCCAUUGGGGUCAGUAACUUUUACUCUAAAAAAAUUGAAGACCUACUAAGCUAUGCCAAGAUCCCUCUUGCUGUUGAUUAGGUGGAGAUGCAUCCACUAUGGCAGCAAAAGAAGUUGAGAGAGUGUUGCAACAAGUAUAACAUUCAUGUGAGUGCAUGGUCUCCUCUGGAAGCUCCAAAUAAUCCAUGGGGUUCUAAUGUGGUGAUAGAUAACCCCCUUAUACAAGAAAUUGCUGAAAAGCAUGGAAAGACUAGAGCUCAGGUUAUUUUAAGGUGGGGGGUAGAGCAGGGAGUGAGUGUGCUGCCCAAGAGCUUCAAUGCAGGCAGAAUUGCUGAGAAUUUUCAAAUCUUUGAUUGGUCAUUGACUCUGGAUGAUCACGACAAGAUUUCCGAGCUUAAACAGGGUAAGAUAUCUAUAGGGCAGAAAUUUGUUAAUAGCACAACCAGCCCCUACAAGACCGUUGAAGAAUUAUGGGAUGUGGAGAUUUAAUAGAGCCAUGCUCCUUGGUUUAAUACAAUCACAAGUAAUUGAGACUUUUAUGAAGAUAUUUUAUUGAUCUAUUUACUUAUUCAACUGUGAAUGUUAUUAUUAGCUUUGGGAGAAUUAUAAAAAGGAAAUAGGUUUACUGGGUACAACAAAGGUUUCUAUUAGUGCAAAUGUUUACAAGGAGAGAUCAGAAUGAUACAGUCUGUCAUUUCGGAGCUCAAAAAAGUAGAAAUCUAAAAUGGAGUUUGUAAGAAAUUGUGACAAGGUUUCAUUGCAUUCUACAAAUCAGUUAAAUCUAUUAAAAUUAUCAAUGAAUAUUUGAGAAGCUUUUGAUGUUGA
This is a messenger RNA of Cryptomeria japonica (Japanese cedar), 8543 nucleotides long. RefSeq lists its product as uncharacterized. Gene Ontology annotation, molecular function: aldose reductase (NADPH) activity. The record is from RefSeq and is a predicted model, not a curated record. The coding region runs from base 5145 to 6056 and encodes 303 amino acids. Gene Ontology annotation, cellular component: cytosol. The transcript is spliced from 6 exons. Lineage: Eukaryota; Viridiplantae; Streptophyta; Pinopsida; Cupressales; Cupressaceae.